Anguilla anguilla (European eel) is the source of this 2473-nucleotide messenger RNA. It is a transcript of the gene kcnf1b, whose product is annotated as potassium voltage-gated channel, subfamily F, member 1b. The coding region runs from base 755 to 2173 and encodes 472 amino acids. The transcript has a single exon. The record is from RefSeq and is a predicted model, not a curated record. Gene Ontology annotation, molecular function: voltage-gated potassium channel activity; protein binding. Gene Ontology annotation, biological process: protein homooligomerization; potassium ion transmembrane transport. Gene Ontology annotation, cellular component: voltage-gated potassium channel complex; membrane. Lineage: Eukaryota; Metazoa; Chordata; Actinopteri; Anguilliformes; Anguillidae.
GUGAGAGGGUGCUCUAGUUUUCUUUUGCCAUUUCGUAGAAAUCAGUACAGCCAUUUUCCAUCCUGACGGGGCGGCGGUGUGUUAAAAAACGCUGUGCUUUAUCCCACUGCCCCCACCCAUUUCCAUAUAUUCCGUUCUUGCUGCUCACCUUUGCUCCCGGUUAGUUACGCAACCGUUCAUUAAUGGCUGCAGCAGGGUUUCACGGUGUCCGUUGUUGUGACGCGCGCUUCGCGAGGCUGGAUAAAUACUGUUACAGGUGGAGCUCGAAACUUUCUGCCGCGGUCCGGCAGCUCGCGCUGUAACACUCCCCCUCGUGAGACAUUCCGAGAGAGAUAAAGAGAAGAGCCGGAGCCACGGCGAACAGAGACCUGUUACUGAACUGCGUUUUCCAUGGGAAGGCGAGGAGCUGCGUGCCAAGCGCGCGCCCCUAUGGCACCUUACAACAGAGCCUCAAAUCUAUGAUCCAUGACUUGGUUUGUUUUAAUAUAUAGGCUGUUUCAUUUAACCUCUUCCUCUUACGCGGAAUAUUGGGUCUAUUUUGUUGUGAACACUAGCCAUUUUUGUCUCCGGAGACAGCUGUAGUUUCGUGGACGCAUUUUUUUUACGCAUUCGCAAAAAGUUUUUUUUUUUAAAUUCAAUUUCAAAACUUUACAAACGUAACUGUUAUUCAGCGAGAACCAAUAAAGCAAGGCUUCAUAUAUAUGUAAAAAUAUUAAAUGGUCUGGAAACCCUUGUUGAUCACUCAGAGAAAAAGAUGUGGGGACUGCCGAAGCCGCGGUAUCGAAAUUGCAACGCCUCGGAUUCUAGCGAGGAGACCGAGCUUUUCGUGAACAUCGGAGGAGUGAGGCAAGUGCUACACGGGGAUAUUUUAAACCGCUAUCCGGAGACCAGGCUGGCGGAGCUGGUUAACUGCGCCUCCCGGAAUUUCGAUACAAUUUCCUCCCUUUGUGACGACUACGACCCCGGUAAAGGCGAGUUUUAUUUUGACAGGGACCCGGACGCUUUUAAAUGCAUUAUUGAAGUUUACUACUUUGGUGAAAUCCACAUGAAACGGGGCAUUUGUCCCAUUUGCUUCAUCAAGGAGAUGGAAUUCUGGAAAAUCGACAUUAGUUUCCUGGACGAAUGUUGUAAGAGUAACCUGACCGAGAAGGAGGAAGAGCUGGCCGAGAUAGCAAACAAGGUAAAGCUUAUUCUUGAGGAUAUGGAGGGGGAGCCGUCGGCCAACCGUUGGGAGAGGUGUCAGAAGUUCCUGUGGAAGCUGAUGGAGAAGCCGGAGUCAUCCUUACCCGCGCGCACAAUCGCCAUCGUCUCCUUUUUCUUCAUCCUGAUCUCGUCCGUGGUGAUGUGCAUGGGAACGAUCCCCGAACUGCAGGUGGAGGACGCCGAAGGAAACCAGGUGGAGCACCCGACGCUGGACGCCAUCGAGACCGCCUGCAUCGGCUGGUUCACCGUGGAGUACCUGCUGCGCCUGGCCUCCGCCCCGAACAAAGUGCACUUCGCCCUGUCCUUCAUGAACAUCGUUGACUUUUUGGCAAUCAUGCCUUUUUACGUGGUGCUAGUGCUAACGUACCUGGGGACGGCCGUGAUGGAGCUGGCCAACGUUCAGCAGGCGGUGCAGGCGCUGCGCAUCAUGCGCAUUGCUCGCAUCUUCAAGCUGGCGCGACACUCCUCCGGGCUGCAGACUCUCACGUAUGCGCUCAAGAGGAGCUUCAAGGAGCUGGGCCUAUUGCUCAUGUACAUGGGCGUGGGGAUCUUUGUGUUCUCGGCACUGGCCUACACCAUGGAACAGAGCCACCCCGAAACUCUGUUCAAGAGCAUCCCACAAUCUUUCUGGUGGGCUAUCAUCACCAUGACAACAGUAGGGUAUGGGGACAUCUACCCCAAGACCACGCUAGGCCGAUGCAAUGCCGCUAUUAGCUUUCUAUGCGGGGUCAUCGCCAUUGCCCUACCAAUCCACCCCAUCAUCAACAACUUCGUCAUCUACUACAAUAAGCAAAAGGUGUUGGAGACCGCGGCAAAACACGAGCUGGAGCUGAUGGAACUGCAGUCCAGCGAAGGUGGUGCGAGGAAAGCGGCUCGGAAGUCCGACAGCACCGCACGCGCCUCCCUCAGCGAUACCAACAUCUCGUUCCUGGCAGAGGCGCACAGAACGCGGCAGCAGAGUUGCAAAUAAGUGGAGGGAAAAGCAGUUACUUCUGAAUGACUUCACGUCGCUAACAUCGCUAUCGCUAACUGGCGUGGGAUCAAAGACAUUCAAUUCAUUCCGUUCAAAAUCCAUUCAGGCAUAGCUAGUUGCAUUCUUACAUUUGUUUGACAGUCCGCUCAAGUAAAGAUCAAUAAAAUGACCGUGGAGAUAUGAUACUUAUAUUUUAUUUUCGCCAGGCAGCAGGUCUUCUAUCUCACGUGUGACAAUUGUUUCCUGUUGAGGUGUUUUCUUGACCAUUGUUCAAUAAAGUGCUUGCAUGAUAACGAA